Diachasma alloeum is the source of this 5938-nucleotide messenger RNA. RefSeq lists its product as uncharacterized. Gene Ontology annotation, molecular function: protein binding. The transcript is spliced from 18 exons. Lineage: Eukaryota; Metazoa; Arthropoda; Insecta; Hymenoptera; Braconidae. The record is from RefSeq and is a predicted model, not a curated record. Bases 1 to 5616 code for a protein of 1871 amino acids.
AUGCAUGAUGACGAUACUACUGAUUUUGUUGAUGAUGUUGAUGAUGAUGAUACUUUUGUUGGGGGAGUCGAUGUUGCUGAUGAUGUUGAUAAUGUUGGUGAGGUUGAUCAUGCUGAUAUAGAUGUUGUUGAUGAUGUUGGUCAUGUUGACGGUGUUGAUGACAUCGAUGAUGCAUCAAAAAUGAACAUGGUGUUAACAUCGAUGGAAAGAGACUCCCUCCCCAAGAAGACCGCAGCCCCAGCACCACCAAAGCCGAAGCCAAUGUCUUCAAAAAUCUCCCCAGUCCCCCCAAUAAACUGGGAGUUCAACGAGAAGAUAAGCCUGAGCAGUGGCUCGAGUACAGGAAUAGAAAUGCGUCCGGACAAAAAAAUUGGAAUAGGCUUUAUGGACAAGAGUAGAAAGCCAUCCAAUCCCAGACAAUUGAAGCCUAGUGGAAAGUCCCUGGACCUCUUCAACGUUUCGGGGUACCCCCCACCCCCUAGAAACUCAGCACCUUCCAAAGUCGAAGUUUUCCGAGAUACUGAAGAUAGCAUCAACGUCCUCCGAAGCGAUUCGAAGUAUGAAAUUGGAAUUCCAGGGGAAUGCACAAUAUCCCGGAAGAAGAGACAGGAGCGUCGAAAGAUCGAUAGUUUAAAGCAGCCCCGUAACACUGGAGAUCUCACAGGAACAGUCAGAAGACGCUGGAUUCCAGCAAACGAGAAGAUAGAUGAUUCGAUAGCGAAGAGACUGGAACUGAUUCACGAAUUGAAUCAGAAGAUCCUUGCGAACUACGAGAGAAUCCAAUCAAAGUCGAAGAAGCUGAACCCCAAAGUGACGGCAACGGCCAAGUCAUCAGACAGCUUGAAGACAUCAUCGAAGAGAUCAAUAUUAUCAUCAUCUAGGGCGAGAUCAGCCCUGUCAGAUGUUAGAUGCAAAGACCCAAAUAAGGAACAUAUCUACUCCGAGAUCGCUCCCAAAACAAAAUCAAAACCACCUAGAGGACAGACAUCAGCCAGCCAUCAGGUGAUUGAGAAGGUGAUGGUUCACAGGGUCGCUGAGGACGUCGAUCCGAAGUCAAAAGAUAAGUGGAACCAAAAGGACUCAUCCACCAAAUUGGGAAGCAUCAGGACGAAGAGUUUGAAGAAGCUCAACUCCAAUUCAAAAGCGAAAACUCCAGUUUUUGUCGACGAAAACUUCAUGAUGAGUUCCAAGCCAGAGUUUGAAGGAGCGCAAUUGAAAGGAUCACUGAAGUCGGAGAUGAAUGGACUUGAUGCUGUAGAAAAGAACACUGCUAGAUUUCACGAGAAGGAGACCGAGAUGAAAGAGCUUGAGAAUAGACAAAAUACUGCGCGUGUAUUCGAUAAGAAUCUGCUGGGCUCGAAGGUGUAUCCGGAAUCCAAUAUGAAUAUCAGGAGCUGGAAGGAAGAGUUAUAUACGUCUUUGAAAGAGGAUCAGAAUCUCGAGAGGAAGAUGAGGAAUAGUCGGGAAUUGAGUAAUGGAGAUGAUGGAAAAGGGGACGAGACUAGUGUUCUUGAGAAGGAGAUUCUGGAUAAUUUGAAUGAGACCAUUGGCCGUUUCGAUAAUGAAAAGAAUACGGAUGGUGAUGUAAAUGUGGAUGAGGGAACGGGUGAUGACACUUUCAGCGAGGACUCGAUCCAAUGUACCACUUCCAGUUCAAAGGUGAAUAGAAAGGACACUAGUAACCAGGAAACAUUCAAUUCCUCAUGGGAUUCUGGUGUUGGAAUCGAUGUUGGAACUGGCAAUGGAUGGGUCAGAAUUCACACGGGAAUUGAGAGUAGCCUUGUCUAUCUCACUAUUGAUACCACGACCAAGGAUAUAUGUAGGGAUAUGCUGCUUGGUGAUGAAUUGUCGAUAUAUGUUCAGUACGGGGGUGAAGCGGGACGACGAAUGUCGCUGGAUGAGCGACCGCUGGAGUUACAGGAUGAAUUUCUGAAGCACCUGGGAUUUGAGGAAACAACCAGACGAGCACGACUCGGAGUUGAUCCUGAGUUACGUCAUCUCAUCGGCUUUCAUGUUGGACCGGCGGGACCCAUCCCAGACCUAGUUGGCCACAGCCGUUGUGGCAAUGUGCUCAUCCUGAAAGGACUGGUUUUUCCACAGUGGAAAAAACGUGUCGUUGCUGUCAUUGGAUCUCGUCUCUUCCUCUACCCCGUAUGUCCAGAGUCACGACCAGAAUGGAUAGAGUUGAAUGGUGGUGCAGUGUGUUAUGCGCCCUCCCGGCUUGGUAAGCUCGUUCUCCGCGUCACGGGUUAUCCAAGGAUCAGCCAACAGCAGUUGGAGGAUAACCCGGAGCAAUUUCACGACGAUGGAGAGUCAUUGUCAUCACAAUCCUCUCAUCAUCCCGAUGCAAGACAUCUAUACCUCGGCUUUCACCAUCCCUGGGACAGGGAUUUGUGGCGCGGUUGGCUCAAACAGGCGAUACAGACGACAAAUGGCCCCAAGAAAUUGGAUCUCAACAGCACCGGACUCUACCGCAUUCCAGAGAGCGCCCUGGCCUUCUCUGGAGCAGAAGAAAUCCUCUUGGGAAGAAAUAUGUUAGCGUAUGCGGAAAGCAAUCUCGGAAUUCUGAAACGAUUUCCCCGACUGCGAGGGCUUCAACUAGACCGAAACAAUCUGAAAGCCAUCCCUAGAGAGCUACUCGAUCUCAACAGACUCACCUCACUGGACCUCUCUGACAACAAAGUCGAGGAAGUAACAGGAGAGAUCCAUCGACUAGUCAAUUUGAGAGAACUAGUGCUUGAUCGUAAUGGGAUCAAGGAAUUACCGCCCGAAAUUGAACUUCUAACGGAACUGAGGAGCAUCUCUCUGGCCGGAAAUAAGCUAACGAGUUUACCAUCAUUUCUGAAAAUGCGGGCACUGACUCUGGAUGUCCUUUCCAAAGGUGACACCGUAAAACUGAAGGAUGAAAAAAAUAAUCACAACAACCUCCACAAAGUGAACCUCCGUAACAAUCAACUAAAAGGGAACAUAAUUCUGGGUAAUUACGGGAAUUUGACCCAUUUGGACGUAAGCGAGAAUAGCAUCGAGAAAUUAGAUGUCAGUGCUUUACAGGAAUUACAGAGUGCACGCUGUGCCCGUAAUUCUCUAACGGAAUUAACUCUCUGUGGAAGGAAUCUCGUGUCACUCAUUGCUGGAAAUAAUAAAUUGAGGAAACUGACUAUUGAACCUGUACCGACGAAUUUAGAGCAUUUGGACGUCUCUUACAACUGUCUGGAUGCACUGCCGGAGUGGAUAUCCGAUUUGCCAGGGUUGCGUGCGCUCUUUGCAUCUCACAAUGAUCUCACAGCCCUGCCAGACCGCCUAUUAUCACAGCCAUCGAGGCUUGAAGUACUUCAUUUGCCUCACAACAGAUUACAGGCCCUUCCACCCCCCCGUAAGCCCCUCAACAUUGUUCAUCUGACCCUCCAGGGUAAUGCAUUAACAGCAUUACCGAUCACGUUCUUCCAGAAUACAGAGAGGCUGAAAGUACUGAAUUUAUCCAACAAUCGGCUGUCAGAACUUCCGUACAACGAGGAAGCUGCCAAAAAUCGCAUAUCUCCGUCUCUCGAAAAACUUUACUUGACUGGUAAUUGUCUAACGGAUGCUGCAGUCGAUGCCUUGGGCAAACUCUCAGCACUUCGUGUACUUCAUCUGGCUUACAACGUCCUGGAUACUCUCCCAGAGAGCUGUAUCGCAUCGUGGCCCGAUUUGGAAGAGUUAGUGCUGUCUGGCAACCGUCUGCAGUACCUCCCGGACAAUGUUGCGAAUUUGCAGCAUCUACGUGUACUGCGAGUGCACUCUAAUCGACUCCUGACCUGUCCUACAUUCAACAAAACAGGGUCAUUAAUGGUGCUCGACCUAGCCCACAAUCAACUGGACAGAGUCAACCUGGCGACCCUCGUUCCUCCUCAGCUCCAGUUCCUCGACAUCUCCUGCAACUCAAGGCUUCACGUUGACCCCAGACAAUUCCAGGUCUACAGAUCUCAAAGGCCAGUCUCUCUAAUCGACGUUUCUGGCCAAAAUAGACCGAGUUUACCGUCCCAUCCCCUUCAGCAGGAGAUCGUAAGUGCUGAGAAGGGUCCUGAGCAACCCUGGAGGCUUGGUUUCUCGGAAACUGCAGGAAUGAGAGAAAAGCUCUACAUCUCCCAGAUCCGGAUGCCAUCCUUCUGUAACACCGAGGGCCUCUUCGGUAUCUUCGACGGUGGAACGAACCAGGAGGCUCCCUCAGCCCUCCAGGAGAUGAUUCCCCGCCUCCUUCUCGAGGAGCGCACGAUCCGAGAGACCUCCAAGGACUACCUCAAGUACACUCUCCUAGCCGCCCACCGAGAGUUGAAGGAGAAGGGUCAGAGGUAUGGGGUGGACGCCAACCUGAUUCACAUCACGAGGCUCCCCUCCCCGCAGACCUUCUCCCGGGCGCCGAAGAAGUACUCGUUGAGAAUCUCCUCCUGUGGAGAAACGCAAGCCGUCCUCUGCAGGGCUGCAGGUCCUCUCCUGCUCGCCCCUUCCAAGAAACCACCGCCCACUCAUCAACUGGGUAAUGCCUCGAUGUUUCCCCUGGUGACGCCUGACCCAUCCUCCGAGGAAGUUGCCCUCGAGGACGACGACGAGUUCAUAAUCCUAGCGAAUAAGAGGCUCUGGGAGGUGUUGACGAUCCAGGAGGCUGUGAGGGAAGCCAGGGCGGAGGCCUCACCAGUUCUGGCAGCCAAACGCCUCCAGGAUCUCGCCCAGAGCUAUGGAGCUGAGGACAACAUGAGCAUUAUCGUCGUGAGGCUAACCGGACCGGCGUCUGGGGACUUGGACCAGCUGAUGAGGGAGCUGCGUCAUGCGGUGACGAAGAGUCGACCCCAGGGGGAGGGAAACUGCUCGUGUGCCUGCUGCUGUCCUCCGGCUGCUCAUAAGUCUCCAGGCGCCUGCUGUUGCCACGCAAACGAGGGUUUCUACCUCAACGGAGUCCUCAAGAACAUCGUGAACCGAGGGACUUCCCGUCCCGGCUCAGGAAGAUACUUCAAGCACCCGGGGAAUCCCGAGAACUCCAGUCCCCCCUUCAGAGACGACAGGAGCUCCCCCAGUGGACAAUCGGACCAGACUACAGACAGCACAUUCAAGACUAGGGGAACCUCCGGAAGGGGAUGGGCGGGUUCUGCAGCUGCCAGGGCGGCCUCCAAGAGCCGACAAAAUGUCAUUGUCCACGAGGGCACCUGCAGGAAGGAGGAUGUGGGCUCCGAGAGGUCCGCGGCCCUCAGUGAAGAGCAGUUCAGGUGCUGGGAGUACAUGCUGGAGCAAAACACUCACAUGUUGUUUGACAAGGAGCUGGACACCAUCUCCAGGAUUCCGUUGAGGAGGGGACAGUCCAGGUCGACUCCCCAAUUGGCGAAUCUACCGUUUUUGUCGAAGAGAUUCGGCAGCGCGAGGUCUUUCAAUCCCCCACUUCCCAGAGGACCUAUGAUGAGAUUUGGCAGUGGGAGAAGGUUUCUGAAUGGCGGACCCAAUGCUGCAUAUUUCGGAAGCCUGCAGAGGCUCAUGCCUUAUAAUCUAGAGUAUGAUUUUGCGGUGAUUCAGGAGAGGGGAAUGGACUCCCUAGAGCAGGAUGCGUCCAGGAUGCAACAGUACUGGGGCGUUGCCACCACAGAGUUGUAGAAGGGGAAUUCAGUUUAUUGAUAACUAGGGCUUUCUGAAAAUUUCAGGAAGAAAACUUUCUUGUGGAGAAUUUCCAUAACUUCAGGAAAGGCUUCCUGAUGUCUCGUCUCACAAUCAAGCAUUACCGAGAUAACUGAACACCAAUGAAAUUUUUUUUCCCACGUGCGUAGACUCACCCGUUAAUAAACUUUCGUUCAACUGUGUGGAUUUUACUUACAUAUAUUUUUAUACUGUUAUUCCGAUUCGUGUGGAAGACUUGUAAAUAUUUUUUUAAAUUGUUAAUUACCAUUGGAUAGCUUUAUACAAUAUUUAGUGUGUUGAA